Messenger RNA from Cataglyphis hispanica, 2506 nucleotides. RefSeq names its product zinc finger protein 37 homolog. Gene Ontology annotation, cellular component: nucleus. The transcript is spliced from 6 exons. Gene Ontology annotation, biological process: regulation of transcription by RNA polymerase II. Bases 258 to 1721 code for a protein of 487 amino acids. Gene Ontology annotation, molecular function: protein binding. NCBI's taxonomy places the organism in Eukaryota, Metazoa, Arthropoda, Insecta, Hymenoptera, Formicidae. The record is from RefSeq and is a predicted model, not a curated record.
ACAAGAAAGAGAGAGAGAGAGAGAGAAAGAAUGAGAGAGGGGAGAAGCGAUCGAGGGCUCGUCGCGACGGAUUCUCUCGCGCUCUUCUCCCCGUAGAUGAUUCACGAGCGAGCGAUAAUAUCAAUGCGGUUCUUCUUCAGUGCCAAGACGUGCGAUAGAGUGUUUCCGGUGUAAUCCGCAUAUAUAUAUAUAUAUAUAUACAUAUACGCGACGUAAUAGUACACGCGACCCCCAACCACGGUAUCGAAAGGGUGCGAAUGAAGGGUGUCGUGUCGGAUCGCCGGAUUCGCGAAAAGAUGGCAAUCGCCGCUUCGGAGAAUUAUCAACUCAAGUGGCACAGCUAUGGAGCGCAUCUGCAUAGCUCCGUCGCGACGCUGCUUCAUUCGGAGUCCUUUGCGGAUGUUCUAUUGGCCACGUCCUGCGGCCGGCACGUGGCAGCUCAUCGGUUCGUCCUCGCGGCCUGCUCAUCGUACCUAAGUCACAUUUUCCAGACGUGCCACUUUGGCGCGAACACCAAUGCUCCAAUAAUCGUGGUACUUCCUACAGAAAUUGGAUACCGUACGCUAAAAAUCCUGAUACAGUACAUGUAUAGUGGCGAAGCUACUGUGACGAAUGAUCAGCUGGAGGGAGUCUUGAAAGCUGGCGAUAUAUUGCGUGUGCGUGGACUGUGGAGAUCGAACACCGGUAGUAGCAAGAAGGAAAACAUACAGUCGAACAAUCAGAAAAUUGAACGUGACAAACGGGAACCGUCGCAGCUGACCGGGCAAAUACAGAAAAUCAAACUGGUACAACCGAGUACCGAGAAAAUAGUUGAGAACGCGCAACAGGCGGCCACGGCAUGCCAAAAUAAUGUACAACCCUCGAAGCCAGUUGAGAGGAAGAGCACAGAGAAGAUCAUCGAAGAGAAGACCAACGAAUCCGACGCCAAGAAGAUUUUAGAGGAAAAUAAAAAUAAUGAGCAAAAUAAAAACAAGGAGAAUCUCGAGACGAACGGCAAGAAGAAGAAGACUGUUAACAGUGACGUCGAAUCGAACAAGUCGAAGAGCGAAGGUGGCGAAAACACGGAACUAAAUUUGGAGUUAUUAGUGAAGGAUGAGCCGAUUGAUUGGGAAGAGACGAUCGAUCCGUCGGAAUCGCUUACGAUAGACCACGAGAUUGAUAUCAAACCAGAGAUUGUGCAUAGCGCGGACGAAGAUGGAGAUAUGGAAGAAGAGGAAUAUACACCAUUGACAUGCGAUAUGUGUAGUCAAACGUUUAACAGACCAUCAGAUUGGGUGAGACAUAUAGAAUUCACGCACGCUGAUAUGACUGAAAAUCGAAGAAAGAAACGAAAGGACGACGUGAAUGACGAUAGCAAGGACUUCCCACCUCUGAAAUGCGAUCUAUGCGGCAACAUGUAUUCCACGCCGCAGGAGUGGGUACGUCACAUACAGACAGAGCACACGGAGGAGCAGCUGGCCUUGAUGAACAAUUCGGCGCCCCCUAAGCCGAAGAGGGUGCACAAUCACCAAAAAUUAUGUAACAUAUGUCAAAAGGAAUUCCCAAGCCAUGCCUCCAUGGUCAUCCAUCAGCGAACGCAUACGGGCGAGAAACCAUUCCUCUGUUCCUACUGCAAAAAAGGCUUCAAUGUAAAGAGCAAUCUAUUGAGGCAUUUAAGAACUCUGCAUGAUAAAUACGUACAUCCCAGCUUAUAUGGGAGUAAUGGUAGCACGAACGCUUAAAGGCCCUUCACAUUCCUUUUCGAAAAGUAUACAUAUAGAUAUAUAUAUUUCUGUUUUGCAUGGCGUCUCAGUCGUGGAGAGACUAUACAGUAUCUUAUCUAUGUUCAAUAUUAUGUCUACCUAGACUGAACGCGUAUCUAUAUAACGUAUAAAAGGAUGCCAAAUCGGAGCGUGAUGUGACAAGGAACUAGUAAAAAUCGAGAUCUGUGUUGUAAUCUCCACUGAAAAAGCAUAACUGAGCGCAUUUAAAAAAUUCCCAAUGCAUAUUGGAGAGAAAUCUAUAAUACAAACUAUUUUUUCUAAAAAGGGUAGAAUUAUCGCGUUCUUUAUAACAUAAUAAUCUUCUUUUUAAUCGUGUAUAAAAAAUAUAUAAUAGAACUCCUCUCUCGUUAAAUAAUUUUUGAUUGAGUUAAAACAAGAAAGCAAUAUCAGGGCUUUAAUACCAAAGAGGCUGAUUAAUAUUGCCAAAACUCUCAUUUUGUUGUGUUUUCAACUGUUUCUCUUCUUUUCCUCUAAUGUAGAACACACAUAAAAAAGUUACUAAUUUAAAAAGAAACUUUUUCUUUAAGUACAAGGAGAAUAAAUGUGUGGUGAAUGAUUUUACUACUUAUAAAGAUCUGUCGAUCGAGGAGUGCUUGCGUGUAAAAUAAUUCUAUAGUAUAAAUCGAUAUUUACCAAUUAAUUAAUUAUUUAGAGUAAUUAUACGAGAAAUCCAAAUUAUGUAAGAUUUAACUAUACUUCUAGGCUAUUCCAUCCAUGAUAGCCCUUUCAUUCCCUCAGCUCGU